AUGGUUUCUGAGAAUGUGCGUGGCCAGUCAAUGGGUGAAUUUGGGAGGAGGACUAUACCAUAUUACAGACCAAUAUCCAUGGGACAGAGAGCCGCUAAGCACAACAUGCAGGCGGGCGUACGACUUUAUCACCAACGACACCAUGCGCAGGCGAUUCAUAAAUGGAGGCAUGCCCUCAAUCGGUUGACAAAUGCUGAAGAUCGCUUCAUCACACUUGGCUAUCUCGCUCAGGCGUACUGUGAUAGCGGCGAAUUCGAAGCGAUGCUUCACUAUGCCUUACAGCAGAUGGAACUCGCCAACGAACGCCACGACGACUAUGGUAAGGCCAGUCUUCAGCAUCCAAGCAUGGAUCCUCGCACUCCUGGAUAUGCUCAUCUAGCGAUCGCUUGUGCACACCUCGGUUUCAGUCAGUUCCAAAACUGCCUAGAAGCGUUUGAGCAGGCCAUGAACGUGGCAAACGAGACCGGAGAUAAACUGCUCGAGUUGCAGAUCUGCGUUGGUCUCGGUUCUCUCUUCACUUUGUUGCGAGAUCUAUCGAAAGCGCUGAUUUUUUUGCGGAACGCUAUGGCCAUAAUUCAAUCGGUCACCGUCGACGACGUGCACACGAAAUAUCGAUGUACGAUACUUUAUCAUUUAUCGGUCGCUCUGCGGAUGAGAGGAUCUCUAGUGGAGGCGAAAGAAGCCUGUGAUGAAGCCUUACAGCUAGCAUCCGAAACGGGUAAUCGAGCACUGCAUGCUAGGUGCAUGUGUAGUCUAGCUGAUAUCUACAGGGAACUAGGGGAAUCAGAAGCGAAGGAGACUCUAACGAAAUCAUGGGCUCGAUACGAGGAAGCGUAUCGAGUACUGCGAGCAUCACAGGACCGCAUGGGUGAGGUGCUGGUGCUGGCGAGUAUGGCGAAAAGUGCAUCCGAGAGCCGGUCGCACUAUACAGGACAGUGCGAAUGUCAGGCAAUUCAACUGAACAAGAAGUGCCUGGACAUCGCCAGAAUGCUCGGAAGCAAGCACGUCAUGCUAAAGUGUCAUUCCCGCCUCGCCGAGCUGUACUCACAGCUGAAUGAUGAGGAUAGCGAGGAGGUUGCACGAAGAGCCGCCAGCCAACUCACUCAAGAAAUGGAACUCUUCUGCAAUUUUUGCGGACAAAGGUGUCUUCACACAUUCCUUCUCGAACGGGAGGACCAGACAUGCCCGAAAUGUCGCUGCCGAGCCGUCCUCUCCGAUAACAUUUCCAUGAGAACGCCAAGCAUUUGCUCCACGGUUGAUGCACAAACGCCCAGUAUGCGGACUCCUUUGAUUGCAGCAGCUGCUGAGCUUGGAGAUACACGACCACAGUCUACGCUAAGCCGAGCAGUACCAAGGCAAGCGGAGAGAGACAUCGACCGACUAGAUCGAGCUCUCGACCGCAUGGAGAGCAGGAAUGAUACAGGUACGCUGAAGAAGACUAAACCUCCACCACCGCCGCGGAAGCCGUGCUGCUCCAAGGAUGGCUUACCCCCAUCGUCCGUAGUGUCGUUACCGCCACCGAUGCCACUGUCGGAGAGCGGGCCACUCGUCAUCUCACGAGCGCCCACAAUCACUGAUGUCUAG
Molecule: messenger RNA, 1584 nt
Organism: Haemonchus placei
Lineage: Eukaryota; Metazoa; Nematoda; Chromadorea; Rhabditida; Trichostrongylidae
Source: the annotation of a GenBank genome assembly